Dioscorea cayenensis subsp. rotundata (Guinea yam) is the source of this 599-nucleotide messenger RNA. RefSeq lists its product as uncharacterized. Lineage: Eukaryota; Viridiplantae; Streptophyta; Magnoliopsida; Dioscoreales; Dioscoreaceae. The coding region runs from base 190 to 459 and encodes 89 amino acids. The record is from RefSeq and is a predicted model, not a curated record. The transcript has a single exon.
CUCUAUGCCACAAUAUGCUUUCCAGCUCCCGGUUUCUCUUCCAAACCACUGAACCAGCAGCAGUAACUCAUUCAUUGUCACCUAUAUAUAUAUAUUUCAUAUACGUCCCCAUUUCUCAUCACUUGUCUUGCAAACAUAAAUCACAGCAACACAGCAUUUUCAACUUUCAAGCACCUCUUUCUUUGGGAUAUGGGUUCCGUUGGGAAGGCUUCAUGGAUGGUGGCCAUGAGUGUGGGAGCAGUUGAAGCUCUGAAAGAUCAAGUAGGCCUCUGCAGAUGGAACUAUGCCUUGAGAUCUCUGCACCAGCAUGCUAAGAACAACUUGGGGUAUUUGUCUCAGGCCAGGAGGAUUAGUUCCUCUGUGGAUGUGAUGACAAAGGCUGAGGUUGAUGAGAAGAUGAAGAAAACUGAGGAGACAUUGAAGAAAGUCAUGUACUUGACCUGCUGGGGACCCAAUUAGCCCUUUGGCUCUACUUAGCUACUGCUUUUUUCUUUUUAAUUUUUUUGGGGGAUUUCUGUUUCCCUUGAGGUUUUGUAUAAAUUCAAUAUAAUGUAAUGCAAAAGUGCAAUUCUGGUUCACAAGGCAUUUUCUUCUCUUCU